GAAAAAGCUGAGAUAAAACUUGACUUGUUAUGUUACGUUCCCUACAUGUUCCUUAAAUGUGUUUUAAACGUAAAAACUCUGUGUUUUACUGAGGUAUUGAAGUUAAUGUGUUACAAAUUAGACUCAAAAUCAACAAGCACGGCACCGAGUAGUAUGUUUUCCAAUAUGCGGACAUCACCUGAAGGCAGCAUAAACCUCGUGAAGCUAGUAUGCUUAUGAGCGUCUGUGUGUGUGCGUACGCGUGUUUGCGCGCGCGCUCUGUUUGUGAGGCGGAGUUGCGUGCGAAGAGCUCGACAUGUCAUUCAGAGGAAUCCGCCACCUGAAGGGCGAGGAAGUGAAGGCGACUCAAUUGGGUAUAAAGCAUCAGGCAACAUCUGCCGCAAGCAGUACAAAGCUGACGAAAACAUCAGCUCGGAGCUUUUCGAUUGAUUUGAUUUUCCCGUGGAUUUAUCACUUGCCACUCUUGGGCGGGUACACCCCCCGGCCCCGGGACGCAUCUCUCUUAUUUUGUGCUUAAUGUGACUCCACUGCAAUACUAUACUGGACUUAACUGACAACCACAGCGUGUCUGGCGCACCUGUUAUCUCCACGGAGCGCAAGAUCAUGAUCCCUCCUGGAGACUGCAUGUACGCGGGCAGGAAGCGGAGGAAGCCCGUCCAAAAGCAAGCAAGAUCAUCAGUGCCCGGCCAGCUAAAAGUGUGAGCUUUAUGAAAAAGGGGGAAAAAAAAAGGUCAAAAUGUCAUGUUGUUAUUGUAUGAUUUGAAACUAGCUUUGCCCAAAACAGUUGGUGAACAAACUGUUUCUGACCACUUGUCACCAUGUUUCCAGGUCUAGGCAAGUUUGUGAAAAAAAAACACACACACACACACAACACGAGUGACACAUUGGAAUGGGUGAAAAGCUCCAAAAAUAUUUUUUGCCGUGACUUCAUUUCCAAAUCUUUGACUGACUCCCCGUGCAUGUGCGGCUCACCUCACCAGGAAGCCGUCGUCUGCGAAUGAGAAAACGAACCCGUCCAAGCGGCACCGGGACAGGCUGAAUGCCGAGCUGGACCGGCUGGCCAGCCUGCUGCCGUUCCCGCCGGAUGUCAUCUCCAAACUGGACAAACUGUCUGUGCUGCGCCUCGCAGUUUCCUACCUCCGCGUCAAGAGUUUCUUCCAAGCAAAUCAAGACAAGGCUCCCAGGAAACACAACAACACUGCAUCCUCCAACCCCGACCCCGGCAGGAAAGAAAGUGUCCCAAUGUGCACGGGCGUCAAUGAAAGCGGCCUGCUCUUGGAGUCUCUAACAGGAUUUGCCCUGGUGGUGAGCAGUGACGGAAUGGUCUUUUACGCCUCUUCAACCAUUGUGGACUAUCUGGGAUUCCAUCAGACUGAUGUGAUGCACCAGAACGUCUUUGACUACAUCCACAUAGAUGACCGCCAGGAGUUCCGAAGCCAGCUCCACUGGGCCAUGUGCCCUCGGCAGCACCAGGGAACAUCAGCACAUCAGGACGCCCAGCUCGCUGCAGGGACCGGUGACGAGUUUGUGGUGAGCAGCCUGUUCCACUCUCCAGAGGCGGGGGGCAUUCCUCCCGAGCUCUCCUGCUUUCUCAACAGAUGUUUCAUAGCAAGGGUCCGAUGCCUGUUGGACAGCACAUCUGGAUUCCUGACAAUGCAGUUUCAGGGUCGGCUGAAGUUUCUCCAAGGACAGAAAAAGAAGUCCGCCUCCGGGGCUCCGCUUCCUCCCCAGCUGGCUCUCUUCUGCAUAGCUGUACCCCUUUUACUGCCCUCCAUUACCGAAAUGAAAAUGAAGAACAUGUUAAUGCGAGGAAAAAACAAGAGCGGAGGAGGGAUUAUCUCGGCACUAGAGCACGGAGAUCGAGGGGAACACCUCCGGAGGCACUCCUUCAGUGGAGGAAUGGGCGACGUAACAGACCCUCUCCUGCUCUCCUGUCCAGCCGCUGUUGGCACCCAGAGGGGCCAGCACACUCCCUGGACCCCACUCACCAAAGAUAACCUCAAGUUCCGCCCUGAUGGCUACUACAACCAGGAAGAGCCCCUCAAUUUCUGCAAGUCAUCAAUGUCUUCCCAUAAGGGCCUCGGUCCGGGCCUGGGGAGCGCUUGGCCCCUGCGACAAAACUCGGGGCACCUCAGAGGGGGCCAAGGGGUCGGCUACAUCCCAACUAACCGCUUAAACAAGGCCGGCCAAUACGGGAAGCCAUACCGCCUUUCCCCGAGCUGCAAUAGCAGCAGGAAUGGCGAGGUGUUUGUGUCGAAACUCUACGGGAGCCUGCAGAUUCCCGCGGAUCCGGACGCCUACUGCGUGGAUUUAGUCAAGAGUGAGAACGGCUACGGCGAAUACUACGACGGUCAUUUGAUGCCGCCUAUCAAAGUAGAGCACGACUCCGACUCGGAGAACGGCUGCGAUCCCUUCGGGCGACCCUGGGCGCAUCGGGAUCCGGACGCGAUCGACCGUCGCUAUGGUAUUGGGGCGUACGAUCAGAGCACCGGCGUCCAGCUCAAAUCCGAGGCGGAUUAUUACGAUCUGCAGUACUCGCCCUGUCAACGGGGCAAAGCGGGGAUCAGCCCACCGUACAACAGCGGUAACUAUCAGAACUAUGCGGUGAACAACAGUGGACGUUUGUUAAAAUGUGACAAAGACUUGGCUAACACGAACGACAACAGUCAGUUUAGCCCCCAGAGACUCUCUCACUCCCAAUGCAGUAAUCAAUCGGUCAACCUCAUUGACUCUCACGUCUACCAACAGGAGCCUCAAAAGCCCUACAUGCACCAGGACUUCGACAAGCACGGCACUUACGAGUUCAAAAGUCACGGGCUGAUCCAUUCCAUCAAAAGGGAGCCCAUUGACUCCCCGCCGUGGUCUGAGGGCGGCCAUGACAUGAGCCAGCCCAUGAUGGUUGCUCCAAGGAACAUAAUGUCAUGUGUGAGCACGGGGCAUCACAAAUCCAGCCCUUACGUUUAUAUGCCCUAAAAAAAUGAGUUGCGCAUCACCUGCUCUCAUUGACCACACACACACACACACACACAAAUGUAGUGUAGUGUUCCUGUUGUGUGACACAUACCAGCAUAAAAUGCAGAACGUCAACAUUCUUCCAUUUGCCGAAGAGGUGACAAGCGAGGCUCAGGUUCUAAGUGUUAGUGUUGUGACAAUCAAAAACUGAAUCCCAUUUGAUGACUUUUUAUCCUUUGCAGGUUUUCCAAGCACUUUGGCAUUUAGUGACAAUGAGUCGGAUCAUGUCCAGACGCACCAUUUAUUUCACGUGUCGUGCAUACCCAUUGUUUGACGUUUUCGCUGUGAUGUUGUCAACCAAUUUGGAUUCGUCCGCAGCAGAUGACUCGCCUCUGGCAAGACUCAGCUCUGUUUUUCUAUCCAAAUGUGCUCGAAGAUCUCUGGGUCUUAGUGGUAGUUUUGCAUGUUUUAGCACUUUAACUACAAAUCGCCCACAAAUGAAGAACACUGGGUUUGUUUCUAUGCAUUACAGCAACGCGCUACACAAGCUUGCAAAGACAUGCGGUUAAUACACGUUGGAUCAUUGGAGAAUAGUUCAAAAAUAUCAAGCGGGACCUCUGAGGUCAAGCGCAAUCAUUUCUGAGAUGCUGGUCGACUUUGUUUACAUUUACACCUUCUUCCCAUGGAAAAGAAUCAAACUAGUAAACUACCGUGGUCUACUAGUAACAUUACUAGUUCCAUCUAGUAGGCAUUUAUCAUGCACUAGCCUGCUGGACACUGUAAAACAAAAAAAAACCUCACAGUUAAAAUAAAUUUAAUAGUGAGGUCAAAAUUUCACAGAAUACGAACUUCGAUAAACAUUUUACGUUGAGCUAUUCAACGAAAUAUUUCAAGUCAUGCUGAAGCAGUCAUUUAAUUAAGAUGGAACAACUUCAUUAAAUGACUGUUUUAGCCUCACCACCCCCAUUUUUUUAACAGUGUCAGUUUCCAAAUCCAAACAAAUUAAAAGUGGACCAGCAUCCCACAAAACAGGAACCCGACAGUAUUGUUGACUCGACACGAUGCAAUUUGCAAUUUGCAGUUGACUGAAAGUGGAAUCCUGUUACAGCUUUAAAUCAUUUUCACUACACUUGGUUAACAAAUAAAACUGCCUAUCGGUGGGAUUGAAGUGCAUUAGGAAAGCCAUAAACACAAAAACGAUAAUUUGGCUCUGAGUUAAAGGGUGCUAAUUGGCACCAUUUUCAAAACAUCCGUCAUUGAACACGUGAUGGUCACCGCGAGUGUCAAAAAAGAUGGCGAAAGGGCUCAACAAGCAUAUUGUCAAUGGUGGAAGUUUUCUGAACUCAAGUUAGUUUAAAGUGAAGGAGCAGGUCAUCUGUUGUUGACAUUUUAGUCUUCUGUCAAAGCGCACAGUAGCAUCUUGACCUUAGAAAUGAUAUCGUUCAAUAUUUUCAUGUCACAACUUACGUUGUACAGUUUAGUGUUCACUGAAGAUCAGCAUUUCAUGACAGACUUGACACAAUCUUUUUUUUUUUCCUUUCCUGUUGAUGAUGCGGUUCGGUCAGACAACAGACGUGGUCGUCACAAUCCAUGUUUUUGCACAACGAAACGAAGAGCACCAAAUUAAUGCGACGUCACGGCCCCGGUUCGGUGGCGUUGCUGUGGUAGCUUCAAAAAUUGCACUACUGAGAGUAGUUCAGUUGAAGUUAUUAUUAUUAUUAUU
Hippocampus zosterae (dwarf seahorse) is the source of this 4675-nucleotide messenger RNA. RefSeq names its product aryl-hydrocarbon receptor repressor a (gene ahrra). The transcript has 9 exons. Gene Ontology annotation, biological process: regulation of transcription by RNA polymerase II. NCBI's taxonomy places the organism in Eukaryota, Metazoa, Chordata, Actinopteri, Syngnathiformes, Syngnathidae. The record is from RefSeq and is a predicted model, not a curated record. Bases 1243 to 2973 code for a protein of 576 amino acids. Gene Ontology annotation, cellular component: nucleus; aryl hydrocarbon receptor complex. Gene Ontology annotation, molecular function: protein dimerization activity; nuclear receptor activity; transcription cis-regulatory region binding.